Molecule: messenger RNA, 5651 nt
Organism: Cherax quadricarinatus
Lineage: Eukaryota; Metazoa; Arthropoda; Malacostraca; Decapoda; Parastacidae
Product: leucine carboxyl methyltransferase 1
Biological process (GO): C-terminal protein methylation
Cellular component (GO): cytosol
Molecular function (GO): protein C-terminal leucine carboxyl O-methyltransferase activity
Source: RefSeq, a predicted model, not a curated record
GAGUAACGAUGUUGUGUUUUAUUAUUAUUUUUCUGAGUGGUGUGUUGUGCGAGUAGUGAUGGCAGGUGACGUCGUCUGCUGGUGUUUACAAACUGUGAGUGCAGGAAGUGGGUCGCUGCUGCAGCUGUCAUGGACGGUCUCUCUCUCGUCGACAGUGUAGGCAACGACGAGGCUGUCAUCGCCACCAACGACGACGCAGCCUCCUGCAAGAGGUGUGCCGUCGCCCUGGGCUACUGGCAUGACCGCUACAUCAGCUACUUCGUUAGGUCAACCGACCGCAAAGCACCGGAGAUCAAUCGUGGCUACUUCGCUCGUGCUGUUGCAAUUAAAAUACUCGUAGAUAAAUUUAUCGAGGUGAAUAAUGGCAACUGUCAGAUUGUAAAUAUUGGAGCUGGAUUUGACACCCUCUACUGGAGACUAAUUGAUGAAGGAAAAUCUGUCAAAGGAUUUGUUGAGCUGGACUUUCCUGGGGUAACCUCUCGAAAAUGUCUGUACAUCCAACGAACAAAGCAACUUCUUCAGGCAGUUAGUGAUGAAGAUUAUGAUGUUAAGCUCAACAGGCAUAAUCUUCAUGGCCAUACCUACAAACUUGCUGGAGUUGACCUUAGAAACAUCAGUGAAGUUGAGGCCAAGAUCAAAGAAUCUGACCUGGAAUAUUCUCUACCAACACUGUUCUUGGCUGAGUGUGUCCUGGUUUACAUGACUAUACACAGGUCUUCACAACUCCUAAAAUGGAUUGCUGAAAACUUCAAAUCAGCAUUUUUUAUUAAUUAUGAAAUGGUUAAUUUAGGCGAUAGAUUUGGAGAUGUGAUGCUGAGUAACUUGCAUUUACGAGGCUGUGACUUGGCUGGUGCCGAGGCAUGUCAGAGUACUGAGACACAAAGGAAGAGAUUUCUUGAUGCUGGGUGGGCUGGAGCAGAUUCCUAUGAUAUGCUUGGAAUAUGGGCUCGAUUGCCACCAGAAGAAAUAGCAAGAGUAACACAGAUUGAGCUGUUAGAUGAGCAGGAGCUCCUUAAUCAGUUGUUCAGCCACUAUGCUAUCACUACUGCCUGGACUGAUCAUAGGUGGUCUGAUGUACAGCUGUAGCUCUCUUGUAGUACACUACCGUGUACAGGUCAUUAUACCACAAUUUUUUUUUUCAUUCAUCUCUGCCUUAUCAACAUCUCAUUUUGUAGUGAUUGGUGAUGGUUUUUGGUAGCUGUUGUACUGAUGCCACCAGCUUUAAAAUGGUAAAAUUAUUUUGCAUUCAUUAAGUAUUAAGGUUGCCACAGGAACUUUUUAAUUACUGUAUGAGAAGAGCAAAUCUCAUGGCAUAUAGUAUUAAACUUUUGUUUAUAUACCAAUACACAAUAUUUGGUAAAGUUGGUAUUUAUAAUUUUCCUACUUGAAUUAUCUUUCUCAGUCUAUUUUCGGCCAUUAAUGGAUUAUAAAUGUUAUACAACAUGUUAAUCGCUCAUGCUUUAAAUGUUAUCCUAAUGAGAGUUAACAUAUUCAGUAUGUAACCACUUAUAACCUCUUGGAGAACAGUGUUAGUGUGUAAAACUAGUUUCAUCUCAUUGCACUGGCCACAAUUGAGAUAAGACGUACAGUGCUAGACCUGGUAUGACAUGUAAGUUAUUUGAUGUUAAUAUGAUAAUUUAAGAAUGUUUUUCAUUGUUAUGGCAUUGAAGGAAGUUGUUUAAUAAUAAUACUCAGUGGCAUAUACAUGUAUAUAUGUGUGUAUGUGUGGCAUCAGGAAAUUUUUGAUUUUUUAAUAAAAGUUAAAAAAAAUUGUUAUAUGAAAUUUACCUUUAUGAGAUCUUUAUUGAUAUUUCUUUUUUAAAUUUAAAAUUAAAUUUAUGUACUUUAUUGCAUGUAAUUAUAAGUGUCUAUAAGCAUUUUCUCACUGUAAUGAGAAUCUUGAAAGUGUUCUCAUUUUGUGUAGGUGUGGGUUGAUGGAUAUGUAAAAUAAAUAUUUUUUAAUUAACUAUUUGGGUUUGAAGAGGGUGAGCUCUGGCUCUUGGUCCCACCUAAACAUUUGACUGACUUGAAAUAGCCAAGUCGUAUUUAUACAUAUUUGAAUGUAUAUAUGGAAUCUGCUUCCAUGUCAUUUACAGCUCAUUACACUUCUUAAUUAUUCUUUCUUUCAACACACCGACCACAUCCCACCGAGGCGGGGUGGCACAAAAGGAAAAACGAAAGUUUCUCCUUUUACAUUUAGUAAUAUAUACAGGAGAAGGAGAUACUAGACCCUGGCUCCCGGCAUUUUAGCUGCCUCUUAUGACACGCAUGGCUUAUGGAAGAAUUCUAUUCCACCCACCCAUGGAGAUAAGAUGAAAUAAACCAGAACAAGAACUAGUAAGAAAAUAGACAAAAGCACAGAUGGGGUGUGUGUGUAUAUAUAUGCUUGUACAUGCAAGUGUAGUGUGACCUAAAUGUAAGUAGAAGUAGUAAGCUGUACCUGAAAUAUUGCAUGUUUGUGAGACAAAAAAAGACACCAGCAAUCCUACCAUCAAGUAAAACAAUUACAGGCUUCCGUUUUACACUCACUUGACAGGACGGUAGUACCUCCCUUGGGUGGUUACUGUCUACCAACCUACUACCUACUUCGUAAUUAUUCUUUCUUUCUUUCAACACACCAGCCGUAUCCCACCGAGGCGGGGUGGCCCAAAAGGAAAAACGAAAGUUUCUCCUUUUACAUUUAGUAAUAUAUAAAGGAGAAGAGGUUACUAGCCCCUUGCUCCCGGCAUUUUAGUUGCCUCCUACAACACGCAUGGCUUACGGAGGAAGAAUUCUGUUCCACUUCCCCAUGGAGGUAAGAGAAAAUAAACAACAAGAACAAGAACUAGUAAGAAAAUAUUAGAAAACCCAGAGGGGUGUGUAUAUAUAUAUAUGCUUGUACAUGUAUGUGUAGUGUGACCUAAGUGAAAGUAGAAGUAGCAAGACAGAAAAAUGGACACCAGCAAUCCUACCAUCAAGUAAAACAAUUACAGGCUUCCGUUUUACUCACUUGACAGGACGGUAGUACCUCCCUUGGGUGGUUACUGUCUACCAACCUACUACCUACUUCGUAAUUAUUAUUAUCUUUAAAUAUUUUCUGAUUCCUGUGGCUCAUUUGUUGGUGAAAUUUUUAACCAUUCCCUCUCUUUCUUCAUUCCAGUAGCUGAAGACUUAUCUCAUUCUUUCUUCGUAAUUCAUUUACCUCAGUUCAGCACCAGUCAGGAUGUAUUUUUUUUUUUUACUCGAGUUAUUAGUGUUACAUACUCAAGAAUGGGCCACUAUUGAAAUGUGUUUUGAACAAAUUUGAGUUCCUGAAUGACACCCUGUGUACUGGCUUAAUCUGUACUGCUGCUGUUAAUCUCUUAUAUGUAUACUUCGGGGAAUAGGUUUGGGGUAAUGGCUAUUCUUAAGUUUGGACUCUUAAUUGCAUACAUGAACUUUUUUGUUUAGAUGUACUCUUCAGACAACUUUUUCCUUCUUCCAGGUUCAUAACUGAUUUUAUUUAGGUUAAAUUUAAGUAACUGUUUAUUCAAUUCCAAAAUCUCCAUACAGGUUUAGUGCCUUUUUGUGAAUAUAAUUCCUGAAGUUUGUCCAAAUUUUCCUUUUAAGUUUGUAUUCUCAUAAUUUUUUUAUUCAUUUGCAAACAAGGAUAUGUAGUUCACUCAAGUUGUCAGAUCAUAAUACACUAGGAACAAUUAUAGGGCCCAACUUGAAUCCUUGCAAGACCUUGCUAGUCACUUUCCCAUCUUGAUUCUCUAGCCUUAUAAUAAUUCUUGAUUUUUCAAUGGUUUCAACUCUUGUUAAUGUUACCUCAACUAUCUAUCUGGAGUGUGUUCUAGGGUUAAUGCCCCUGAGGCCUAGUGAAAGCUUUUGUAUAGCAACAUAUUCCUAGACUAUCAGAGCUUUUGAUAAGCAGUCCAUCCACACCUCAUUUCUGUCUGAUCUGUUCAUUAUCAUAAGGUUUGUAAACCACAUCCUUCCAUUUCUGAGCUCAUGUUGGUAUUAUUGGAGUAUUUGAAUGAUUUCAUCUUUGCUAUUAAUUUUUUUUUUAACACGUCAACUGUUUCCCACAGAGGCAGGGUGACAAAUGGCCGAAGUGUUAAAAAAAAUAAUAAUAAUAAUAAUAGCAAAGAUGAAAUCACUCAAAUACUCCAAUACCACCAGCAUGAACUCAGAAAUGGAAAGAUAUUAUUAUAUAAUAAUAAUAAUCAGGGGAAGUACUAUACCCAUAGGGAUCAUACAGUGCAUGGGGGAAAGUUACAGUACUAUUUUUUUUUUUUACUUCUGUUGAGCUCAUUGCAAACUUCUGUCAUUUUCUGCAUGUUACCCCUUAUCACUUGAUGCCAUAAUUACAUUAUGGCACACUUGCUGUGAGGUAGUUUUUGUCAUUUUGCCUUGACCACUAUGCCAUUUAUAAACUGUUUUUUCAGCUUUCCUCCUCGCCCAAAGACAAUUUCUGUCUUUUUGCUCUCUUCCCUGUUGUGUGGUAUUAGGUUCAAUCUGCACUUUUUUUUUUUUUUUUUUUGGUCAAUGGUUUUUAACACUGUACACUGAUGGCUGAACCAUGGGUUCUUCUGGUAUUUAUUCCUGGCAGUAUAGUACAGACUGUUGCAACCUCCACACUAAAAAUUAUCAUAAACUGGGUGGAUUGUCCUAUGAUUUCAGUGUUUCACUCUGAUUAUGACCAAAAACAAUCUAUAUAAUCACCUGCCAUAUACAUCAAUUCAACAGUUUUUAUAUAUAUACAUAUAUGUAUAUAUAUAUUUUUUUUUUUUUUUUUUUCCAACAAGUUGGCCGUCUCCCACCAGGUAGCAGAAUGCCAACACCCAGUAAUCACUUCCUCCCAGGAGUAAUCUUUAUCUCUGCAUUAGUCUCAUUUGUGAUAUAAACAAGCAGCAUUAAUCAUUUCAUCUGGCUUUUUAUCAUGCUACCUUAAGAAGCUCUGCAUUAUCAAAUAAAGUAGCUUCUCUAUAUAUGUAACUUGAUUAUAAUAAUAUAUAGGUAACAGUGUCUCCUUAGUUGAAACUCUUUAUGGUCAUUAUCAGUCUUGGUUCUCUGUUGCUGUUUGGGUUUUUUGUUGGUUGAUUGUAAAUGGCUACUACAAGCAGCCCAUCCUGACACCAUGAAUAAAAAAAUAUUGCCGAUUUUUAAGUGUUGCCUGGGUUCACCACGGCACCACACUGCUUGACUUACUAUGCCCAUUUUAUUUUGUCUGUGCACCUGUAGAUUUAAACUUCAUUUAACUGGCCUUAUUUUAAAUAGAAAAUUUCUAUUUAUUUCAAGAAUACACAUUAUGCAUUAUAUUUCUGUUAUUUACAAUACAGUAUAUGACUUGAGUGCUGUGAUAUUGUUGAGGGGAGGGAGGAGGAUUUUAAGAAAGAGUGAAGAUAAUUUUAUUUAAGAUGUCGCUGUAUGACCCUUGUAGGUUUAGCACUUCAUUUUUUAUAAUAAAUGGCCGACGUAUUAAAAAAAUUAAGAUGUUGCUUUCACUCCUGGCGCCUCUUUCUUCUGGGGUACACUUGACAGACAAGACUGCCAUCGAUUAGCAGAUGCUGGACAGAUUAUUAAAAAAUGAGUGCUAAACCCAUGUAGGUUAGUACACUACAGUCUGGGCUAUAUAGUUACUUAGAAAACAAGUGGUUGUAAAAUUUUCAUAGUACAUGUUUUUUUUU